AUGUUAAAUUUUUUAAAUAUAUUUAUUCUAUUAUUAGGAUUUUCUUCACUUAUUUAUGGAAAUUAUUCAUGUGGUCAGACACCUAUUCAACCAAAUCUUACUAAAAAAGAUAUUUCAUAUGAUAUUGUAGGUGGAAAUGAAGCUAAACCAUAUUCAUGGCCAUGGCAAAUUGUUUGGUGUAUUGCAGGAUGGUUUCAAUGGUGUACAUUUGAUUGUGGUGGUUCUAUUAUUGCUCCUGGAUGGGUUAUUACUGCUGGACAUUGUGUAUAUGGUGAUGUAGAUCAUGCUUCAAUAUUUAGAAUUAAAGCAGGUGUCUAUGAUGAAUCUAAAAAAAAUGAAACAGGUGAAACGAUACAUAGGAUUAAAAAAAUUCAUUUACAUCCACAGUAUAAUCCAGAUCCUGAUCCUUCAUGGGAUAUUGCUUUAAUAGAAUUGAUCGAUGAAAUUACUUUUAGUGAUCAUAUUCAACCAGUUUGUUUACCUACAAAAGAUGAAAAUGUUGUUGUUGAACCAAAUUCAGCUUGGGUAACAGGAUGGGGAACAACUUCAGAAGGAGGAAGUAUUGAUAAAAAAUUAAAACAAGUUAAUAUACCAUUUGUUAAUGCAAAAACAUGUGAUAAUGAAUAUCCUCAUGAAUUAAAAAAUGACAUUAUGAUAUGUGCAGGAAGAAAAGGUAAAGAUACAUGUCAAGGAGAUUCAGGUGGUCCAUUAGUUGUACAAUCAAAAUCUGGAAGAUGGUUUCAAUAUGGUAUAACUUCAUUUGGAUCAGGAUGUGCUGAAUAUAGGCAUCCAGGAAUAUAUUCCAGAAUAACUGCAUUUUGUGAUUUUAUAAAUACAACAACAAACGGAAAUGUAACUUGUAUUGAUUCUAAUAUUAAUUAA
Strongyloides ratti is the source of this 882-nucleotide messenger RNA. RefSeq names its product Peptidase S1 domain and Peptidase S1A, chymotrypsin-type family and Trypsin-like cysteine/serine peptidase domain-containing protein. NCBI's taxonomy places the organism in Eukaryota, Metazoa, Nematoda, Chromadorea, Rhabditida, Strongyloididae. Gene Ontology annotation, molecular function: serine-type endopeptidase activity. The record is from RefSeq and is a predicted model, not a curated record. Bases 1 to 882 code for a protein of 293 amino acids. Gene Ontology annotation, biological process: proteolysis. The transcript is spliced from 3 exons.